CUCGCCUGCAGCGCACCGCCUGGGUGUUUGCGAGAUCCAUGGGCGGCCGCCGCGAGAGCCAGGAUGACAGAUUACCGCGAGGAACAGCGUAAGGAGCUGGAGGCCCUGGAAUCCAUCUACACUGACUCCUUCACAGUAUUAUCAGAAAAGCCACCCAGCUUCACCAUUACUGUGACAUCUGAGGCAGGAGAGAAAGAUGAAACUGUCCAGACUACCCUCAAGUUUACACACAGUGAAAAAUACCCAGAUGACAUUCCUCUUUAUGAAAUAUUCUCCCAGGAAAAUCUAGAAGAUAAUGAUGUAUCAGACAUUUUAAAAUUAUUAGCAUUACAGGCUGAAGAAAAUCUUGGCAUGGUGAUGAUCUUUACUCUAGUGACAGCUGUGCAAGAAAAAUUAAAUGAAAUAGUAGAUCAGAUAAAAACUAGAAGAGAGGAAGAAAAGAAACAAAAGAAAAAAGAAGCCGAAGAAGCUGAAAAGCAAAUAUUCCAUGGCGCACCUAUUACAAUUGAGAAUUUCUUAAGUUGGAAGGCCAAGUUUGAUGCAGAACUCUUGGAAAUUAAAAAGAAACGAAUGAAAGAAGAAGAACAAGCAGGAAAAAAUAAAUCAAGUGGGAAACAGCUGUUUGAAACAGAUCAUAAUCUUGACACAUCUGAUAUCCAGUUCUUGGAGGAUGCUGGCAACAGUGUGGAAGUAGAUGAGUCUUUGUUCCAGGAAAUGGGUGACUUGGAGCUGGAGGAUGAUGAUGAUGAUCCAGACCUCAAUCCUGCUGACCCAGGAAGUGACUCAACCCACUAAUGGACUAUCCCCUUCUGCAGAGAGGCUUGACUGCCACAGCAUCUGUGGCUUAGCUGAGAGGGUUUUGAUUUUCCUUUCUUUUUUUCUAAGAAAAAAUAAUUUUCAGGAGAAUUUUCUUCUGAUAGCUUUCAUCAUUGAACUUAAUAAACUGACCUUAAAAUUUCAAAUGUA
Molecule: messenger RNA, 966 nt
Organism: Oryctolagus cuniculus (rabbit)
Lineage: Eukaryota; Metazoa; Chordata; Mammalia; Lagomorpha; Leporidae
Source: RefSeq, a predicted model, not a curated record